This is a messenger RNA of Scaptodrosophila lebanonensis, 2854 nucleotides long. It is a transcript of the gene eEF2, whose product is annotated as elongation factor 2. Bases 121 to 2655 code for a protein of 844 amino acids. Lineage: Eukaryota; Metazoa; Arthropoda; Insecta; Diptera; Drosophilidae. The record is from RefSeq and is a predicted model, not a curated record. Gene Ontology annotation, biological process: translational elongation. Gene Ontology annotation, cellular component: ribonucleoprotein complex; cytosol. The transcript has 5 exons. Gene Ontology annotation, molecular function: GTPase activity; translation elongation factor activity; ribosome binding.
CGAGCUGUCAAACAGCGGCCGAGCACACACACAACGUUGUUCGUUCUUUUCUGUCAAUACGCCAGUGCAGGCGUGUAGUGUUUUUAAAAGUUGGUCCACGAAAAUCACUAAACAUCCAAAAUGGUCAACUUCACCGUCGACGAAAUCCGUGGCCUGAUGGACAAGAAGCGUAACAUUCGCAACAUGUCCGUCAUCGCCCACGUCGACCAUGGUAAAUCCACUCUGACUGACUCGCUGGUGUCCAAGGCUGGUAUCAUUGCUGGUGCCAAGGCCGGUGAGACGCGUUUCACCGAUACGCGUAAGGACGAACAGGAGCGUUGCAUUACCAUCAAGUCGACUGCCAUCUCCAUGUACUUCGAGGUUGAGGACAAGGAUUUGGUGUUCAUCACCCAUGCCGAUCAGCGUGAGAAGGAGUGCAAGGGUUUCUUGAUCAAUCUGAUCGAUUCACCCGGUCACGUUGAUUUCUCCUCGGAAGUGACAGCCGCUCUGCGCGUCACCGAUGGUGCGCUCGUCGUCGUCGAUUGCGUGUCUGGUGUGUGCGUCCAAACGGAGACUGUGCUGCGUCAGGCCAUCGCUGAGCGUAUCAAGCCCAUUCUGUUCAUGAACAAGAUGGACCGUGCUCUGCUCGAACUGCAAUUGGACGCUGAGGAACUGUACCAGACCUUCCAGCGUAUUGUGGAGAAUGUGAACGUCAUUAUUGCCACCUACAAUGACGAUGGCGGUCCAAUGGGAGAGGUCCGUGUUGAUCCAUCGAAGGGUUCGGUCGGUUUCGGUUCGGGUCUGCACGGAUGGGCCUUCACCCUCAAGCAGUUCUCUGAGAUGUACUCCGAGAAAUUCAAGAUCGAUGUUGUCAAGCUAAUGAACCGUCUGUGGGGUGAGAACUUCUUCAAUGCCAAGACCAAGAAGUGGCAGAAGCAAAAGGAGGCCGACAACAAGCGCUCCUUCUGCAUGUACAUCUUGGAUCCCAUCUACAAGGUGUUCGAUGCCAUCAUGAACUACAAAAAGGAGGAGAUCCCUGUGUUGCUAGAGAAAAUCGGUGUGACGCUGAAGCACGAGGACAAGGAUAAGGAUGGCAAGGCGCUGUUGAAGACUGUGAUGCGCACCUGGUUGCCAGCCGGUGAGGCUUUGCUUCAGAUGAUUGCCAUUCACUUGCCCUCGCCUGUGGUGGCCCAAAAAUACCGUAUGGAGAUGUUGUACGAGGGUCCCCAUGACGAUGAGGCCGCCGUCGCUGUAAAGAACUGCGAUCCCGAUGGCCCUCUGAUGAUGUACAUUUCUAAAAUGGUGCCGACCUCCGAUAAGGGUCGUUUCUAUGCCUUCGGUCGUGUGUUCUCCGGCAAGGUUGCCACUGGCCAGAAGUGCCGCAUCAUGGGCCCCAACUAUGUGCCCGGCAAGAAGGAGGAUUUGUACGAGAAGGCCAUUCAGCGUACCAUUUUGAUGAUGGGUCGCUAUGUGGAGGCCAUCGAGGAUGUGCCCUCUGGCAACAUUUGCGGUCUGGUUGGUGUUGAUCAGUUCUUGGUCAAGACUGGUACCAUUACCACAUUCAAGGAUGCGCACAACAUGAAGGUCAUGAAGUUCUCCGUAUCGCCUGUCGUGCGUGUGGCUGUGGAGCCCAAGAACCCUGCCGAUUUGCCCAAACUUGUGGAGGGUCUGAAGCGUUUGGCCAAAUCCGAUCCUAUGGUGCAAUGUAUCAUUGAAGAGUCUGGCGAGCAUAUCAUUGCCGGUGCCGGUGAAUUGCAUUUGGAAAUUUGCCUGAAGGAUUUGGAAGAAGAUCACGCUUGCAUCCCACUAAAGAAGUCCGACCCUGUUGUGUCUUAUCGCGAAACUGUCUUCGAGGAAUCCAACCAAAUGUGCUUGUCCAAGUCCCCCAACAAGCACAACCGUCUGCUGAUGAAGGCUCUGCCUAUGCCCGACGGUCUGCCCGAGGACAUUGACAAUGGCGAUGUCAGUUCCAAGGAUGAUUUCAAGGUGCGCGCCCGCUACCUGGCUGAGAAGUACGAUUACGAUGUGACCGAGGCCCGUAAGAUCUGGUGCUUCGGCCCCGACGGUACCGGCCCCAACUUCAUCCUCGAUUGCACCAAAUCCGUGCAAUACUUGAACGAAAUCAAGGACUCCGUGGUCGCUGGCUUCCAGUGGGCCUCCAAGGAGGGCAUCAUGGCCGAUGAGAAUAUGCGUGGUGUGCGCUUCAACAUCUAUGAUGUCACCCUGCACGCUGAUGCCAUCCAUCGUGGUGGUGGCCAGAUCAUUCCAACCACGCGUCGUUGCCUGUACGCAGCCGCCAUCACCGCCGGCCCACGUCUCAUGGAACCCGUGUAUCUGUGCGAAAUCCAAUGUCCCGAAGUCGCUGUUGGUGGCAUCUACGGUGUGCUCAACAGACGUCGUGGCCAUGUCUUCGAGGAGGCUCAAGUCGUGGGUACCCCCAUGUUCGUGGUCAAGGCCUACUUGCCUGUCAACGAAUCCUUCGGCUUCACCGCCGAUCUCCGCUCCAACACCGGUGGCCAGGCCUUCCCACAGUGCGUCUUCGAUCACUGGCAAGUGCUGCCCGGUGACCCGUGCGAGCCCUCAAGCAAACCCUACCAAAUUGUGCAAGACACGCGUAAACGCAAGGGUCUCAAGGAGGGUCUGCCCGAUUUGGCCCAGUAUUUGGACAAGUUGUAAGCGAGAACAACAACAACAACAUCGAGGUUGUGCCGCCGGCUGAGCGAACAAACAAUAGAGGCGGCAUGUGGCCGGAACAAACAACAGCAGCUUUGCAACAAACAACAGCAAACAAUACACGUUUAAAGAAAUUUUGAUGAUUAUUAAUUGUAUAACAGUGAAAACACAACAACAAAAUAAAUCAAGUAAAUGAUUAUUA